CGUCAUGCGGACUCGAUCUUCAUUUCAGUGACUUGUUGAAAGAGACACCCAGCUCGGCACCGUCCCUUGCGUAAAGCGCCGUCCUAAAGUGUCGGCUCUCCGUGAGCAUCGAGCGAUCAGGCAACGAGCACGAGAGCGGCAGAUGCGCUCAGCAAAAACAGUCGAUGCGCAAGCUUCCCGGCGCGUUCGCUGCCGCAGCGAGAGUUAGUUUAUGCUGCGCAACUAACCGCGAUUGACUGCGUCUCCGGAGUGUCUGUUUGGUGUGUGCGCGUGUGUGUGCCUGGCGUGUGUCUGUGUUUGUGAUGCUGUGGGUAAAGUAACGGCCCCCGCUAGGAUAUGAUGCCGCACGUCCUGAUCGUCGUGCUGAGCGUGAUCGUGAGCAUCGCGGCGGGCAGCGUGCGCCACUGGACGCGCUGUGAAGUGGCCCGCGAGCUAGCGCUCAAGCACGUCCCGGAAGACCAGAUCGCCGAUUGGCUGUGCAUUGCCGAGCAGGGUGCGUCGUACAACGGGUCGGCCGUGAACGCGCGGUUCAAACAUUACGGCGGCAGUGGCUAUUACGGGCUGUUCCAGCUCAUCGACCGGUACGCUUGCGCCCGGUACGGUUCGAUCUGUGGACUGGCGACGUGCAACCUGCUGCUCGAUGACGAGCUGGACGAUGACAUUGAGUGUAUGCUGAAGGUCCAUGCGGCUUACGUGCGGGAGCUGGGCGAUGGUUUCGCUGCGUGGCCGAUCCACGCAACGGCAUGCCGCGGGGUUCGGAAGAUCCCGUUCGAGGACUGUCUCGAUGAGGAGGUUGUGCGGGUGCAGGAGUACUUUAAGCGCAAGCGCGCGAAGGCAAAAAAGGCGAACCUUGUGCAGGCGACGGUCGGGAAGGUGUACGAACGGUGCGAGCUGGCGAUGGAGCUACGCGAUCGACAUCGAAUGCCAAUGGAGCAGAUCGCAACCUGGGUGUGCAUUGCGUACCACGAGAGUCGGUUCAAUACAUCCGCAGAGGGGCGUCUCAAUGCGGACGGAAGUGGCGAUCAUGGGUUGUUUCAGAUCAGUGACAUCUACUGGUGCUCGCAGGAUGACCGUCGGCCGGGCAAAGCGUGUCGCGUUACUUGUGCCGCCAUGAGGGACGAUGACAUUGCUGAUGAUGUGCGGUGCGUUAGGACGAUCUACGACGAGCAUCAGCGCAUUUCGGGCAAUGGAUUUCAUGCGUGGACCGUGUACCGACCGUACUGCGAGGGACGGGAAGCAAGCUUCGUGCACAACUGCUUCGAAGGGGAAACGCAUCCAACGACGCAGAAUAAACCAAGGCCUGGGAUUGUUGCUCCAACGACCAUUCCGACCGUCCCGAAGAAGAGUUUGACGGAGGUUGGCAAGGUGUACGAUCGCUGUGAGUUGGCGAAUGAUUUGCUGCACAAGUUCCACCUGCCGAAGGAGCAGGUCGCUACGUGGGUGUGCAUUGCUUACCAUGAGAGUCGGUUCAAUACAUCAGCUGAGGGACGUCUCAAUGCGGAUGGAAGUGGCGAUCAUGGGCUGUUUCAGAUAAGUGAUAUCUAUUGGUGCUCUCCACCGGGUAAUGGGUGGGCUUGUGGAGUGAGUUGCGAUGCGUUGAAGGAUUCUGACAUCAGUGACGAUGUGCAAUGCGUAAAAACGAUCUACGAAGAGCAUCAGAGACUGUCUGGGGAUGGGUUUAACGCCUGGUCAGUGUACAAGCCCUACUGUCAGCGUGAUGCGGUGGAUACGUUCGUUCGUGGUUGCUUUGGAGAAGAGGUGGACAUUGCCCAUCCAGUGACGGUCCCGCGACCUGCCAUCACAGCACCAACGAGAGUGCCCCAGACACGCUCGUCCCCCGGCAAAGUGUUUGAACGCUGCGAACUAGCCCAAGAGCUUCACCGACAGGGUCUUUCCCUGGAGCAAACCGCAAUCUGGGUGUGCAUCGCCAAGUAUCAAUCGAACUUCAACAGUUCCGCGCUCGGGUACGGCCCGAACGGUGUGCAGUACCACGGUAUGUUUCAGCUGAGCGACGAGUACUGGUGCUCGCCGCCCGGUCGCGGUUGGGUUUGUGGCAUCAGCUGCGACCAGCUGCGGGACGCCGACCUUAGCGACGAUCUUGGCUGCAUGCAGUUCAUCUUCGAGGAGCAUGCGCGCAUUUCCGGCGAUGGUUACAACGCCUGGGCGGUGUACCAACCGUACUGCCGGGGGAAAAGCGACACCAUGAUCGAGGGGUGCUUCGAGGAGGGUGAAAAUGCGAUCGUUCCCACACCACCGACCACGAGGCGGCCGAUCGCACCGCCGAAGAAUUUCCCCCGCGGCAAGGUGUACGAGCGGUGUGAGCUGGCACGGGAGCUGUACUAUCGGCACGGGCUGCCGUACGACCAGAUCGCCACGUGGGUUUGCAUCGCUCACCGGGAGUCGAGCUACAAUGUGUCAGCGAUCGGGCGGCUGAACGCGGACGGCAGUGAGGAUCACGGGCUGUUUCAGAUCAGCGACAUCUACUGGUGCUCGCCCCCCGGGAAGGGUUGGGUCUGCGGGCUGUCCUGUGCCGAUCUGGAGGAUAAUGAUCUGACGGAUGACGUGGAGUGCAUGAGGACGAUCUACGAAGAGCACACGCGGCUGUCGGGCGAUGGGUUUAACGCUUGGGCCGUGUACCGGCCGUACUGCAAGGGACGAGCGGACCGGUACAUUGACGGUUGCUUCGAAGAUCCCGACGAUACGACGACGACGACAACGGCAGCGAUCACGACAAUGCCAACCACCACGCGAUCGCGCACGACAAGGUCACGGACAAGUACGACAAAGUUGCCGCGCUGGAGUACGGUACCUCGCACGACCACCAUCACAGCCACCACCACCACCAAGGUAAGGUCUACCCAACGCCAGACAGUAAAAACAAGCCGCCCAUCCACCGUCUCGACGACGGUGCCCCCUUCAACCACAAGCCUGUACGAGUUCUAUCUGAACAACUUCGGCCGCCGUCCCGCCGUCAGCACCGCCGCGCCGGUGUACACGUUCAAACCGUUCGCUUCCCGGCUGCGGGCAACCGAAAGCACUGCCACCGAAAGCUCGUCAACGCUGUCCACCGCCACCACCACACUGCCACCGGUCGUGACCACUGCAAAGUUUAGUGACUUUAAUCGCUGGUUUCAGGCCGGUUAAACGAAAACGGGGCGUAUAAAACGAUCGUUCCAAAGUAGACUCUAAAUGCGUCUGUUCGGUAGCACCUUUUAAAAAGAUAAAUAAAUCUCCGCUGUUUUUAUUUGUUGCUUUCUAUACA
Messenger RNA from Anopheles gambiae (African malaria mosquito), 3262 nucleotides. RefSeq lists its product as uncharacterized. The coding region runs from base 337 to 3144 and encodes 935 amino acids. The record is from RefSeq and is a predicted model, not a curated record. The transcript has a single exon. NCBI's taxonomy places the organism in Eukaryota, Metazoa, Arthropoda, Insecta, Diptera, Culicidae.